This is a messenger RNA of Fraxinus pennsylvanica, 339 nucleotides long. The record is from the annotation of a GenBank genome assembly. Lineage: Eukaryota; Viridiplantae; Streptophyta; Magnoliopsida; Lamiales; Oleaceae.
AUGGCAAUUAGAAAAGCAAACAAACUAUCCCAAAGUGCAGUUUUAAAGAAGAUAUUAAAGAGGUGUUCAAGCUUGGGAAAGAAAGUACAAGGAUAUGAUGAAGAAGGGCUUCCUGUGGAUGUGCCAAAAGGUCAUUUUGUAGUGUAUGUAGGGGAAAAUAGAAGCAGAUAUAUUGUUCCUAUCUCAUUCUUGGCAAGAUCUGAAUUCCAGAACCUUCUUCAACGUGCAGUAGAAGAAUUUGGGUACGAUCAUGACAUGGGACUCACUAUUCCUUGUGAAGAAUAUGUUUUCCAGUCUCUAACAUCCAUGCUUAGAGAGAGACCAGAGAGAGAAACUUGA